Molecule: messenger RNA, 1170 nt
Organism: Plasmodium malariae
Lineage: Eukaryota; Apicomplexa; Aconoidasida; Haemosporida; Plasmodiidae
Gene: CSP
Product: circumsporozoite (CS) protein, putative
Exons: 2
Coding region: 1-1170 (389 amino acids)
Cellular component (GO): cell surface
Source: RefSeq, a predicted model, not a curated record
AUGAAGAAGUUAUCUGUCUUAGCAAUAUCCUCUUUUUUAAUUGUUGAUUUCCUCUUCCCUGGAUAUCAUCACAACUCAAAUUCCACCAAGUCAAGAAAUUUAAGUGAGUUGUGUUACAAUAAUGUGGACACUAAAUUAUUUAAUGAGUUAGAAGUCAGAUAUAGCACGAAUCAAGAUCAUUUCUAUAACUAUAAUAAGACAAUCAGAUUACUUAAUGAAAAUAACAAUGAAAAAGAUGGAAAUGUGACCAAUGAAAGAAAAAAAAAACCCACAAAAGCUGUUGAAAAUAAAUUGAAACAACCCCCCGGAGAUGAUGAUGGCGCAGGAAAUGAUGCAGGAAAUGAUGCAGGAAAUGCAGCAGGAAAUGCAGCAGGAAAUGCAGCAGGAAAUGCAGCAGGAAAUGAUGCAGGAAAUGCAGCAGGAAAUGCAGCAGGAAAUGCAGCAGGUAACGCAGCAGGAAAUGCAGCAGGAAAUGCAGCAGGAAAUGCAGCAGGAAAUGCAGCAGGAAAUGCAGCAGGAAAUGCAGCAGGAAAUGCAGCAGGAAAUGCAGCAGGAAAUGCAGCAGGAAAUGCAGCAGGAAAUGCAGCAGGAAAUGCAGCAGCAGGAAAUGCAGCAGGAAAUGCAGCAGGAAAUGCAGCAGGUGCAGCAGGUAACGCAGCAGGAAAUGCAGCAGGAAAUGCAGCAGGAAAUGCAGCAGGAAAUGCAGCAGGUAACGCAGCAGGAAAUGCAGCAGGAAAUGCAGCAGGUAACGCAGCAGGAAAUGCAGCAGGAAAUGCAGCAGGUAACGCAGCAGGAAAUGCAGCAGGAAAUGCAGCAGGAAAUGAAAAAGCGAAAAAUAAGGAUAAUAAAGUGGAUGCAAAUACGAAUAAAAAGGACAACCAGGAAGAAAAUAAUGAUUCGUCUAAUGGUCCAUCUGAAGAACAUAUAAAGAAUUAUUUAGAAAGUAUUCGUAAUAGUAUUACGGAGGAAUGGUCACCAUGUAGUGUAACUUGUGGAAGUGGUAUAAGGGCUAGAAGAAAGGUUGAUGCAAAAAAUAAGAAACCUGCAGAAUUAGUUUUAAGUGACCUUGAAACUGAAAUUUGUUCACUAGAUAAAUGCUCCAGUAUAUUUAAUGUCGUAAGUAAUUCGUUAGGAAUAGUAUUAGUUUUAGUCUUAAUACUCUUUCACUAA